This is a messenger RNA of Paramormyrops kingsleyae, 5889 nucleotides long. Its product is annotated as neurotrypsin. The record is from RefSeq and is a predicted model, not a curated record. Lineage: Eukaryota; Metazoa; Chordata; Actinopteri; Osteoglossiformes; Mormyridae. Gene Ontology annotation, molecular function: serine-type endopeptidase activity. Gene Ontology annotation, cellular component: membrane. Gene Ontology annotation, biological process: proteolysis.
CGGUGGCCCUCAUCCCCGCCACCUGCAAGUGGAGCAGGGGGCGUGUGGUGUAAUCGCUCACCUAUAACGGGCGCGCACUACGCCAUGCCAUUCUAAGGACGCUUUGUGAUAAAUAUGAGGGGUAUAUGGCGCAGUGGGGAUGGUGCUCCGUAUGAUAAAGACUUUUAACGAUGAUGUUUGCAUGGUUUUCAGAGAAAUUAAACUCCACCCACACCGGCCGUAAGCGCUUCGGUGGCUUGGGGUCCCGCAAUCAGCGCGCAAACCGAGAAGAGGCGGACGGACGCGCAGCUCCGUUCGUCCGUGCGGCUGGGAAAGGACACUUCGCCGAGCGGCCGCACCGCGGCGACGCCCAUGCCGUGGGGCUGCUGCAGCGGGCUAUAAACGCAGGGUGCAGGAGCGUGUGAAGGGGCGGCACAUGACGGCGCACAUUUAAAGGUUUAUAAAGGAUUAUAGAGGAUGUGAGUGAGGGGCGACGCCUACGCUUCCACUUCAUCACGGACUUUCCUUCAUUUACCCUUUUCACUCUUCGCUCCUUUAUACCGGUGGAGAAAAACGAAUAACGGGAGACGGACAGAUAAGCCCGUGCUGCCGCUGCUGUAGGUGUUUCCCGGCCGUUUGCGAUGGCAGAAGGUUUCUUGCCCCUAAGCUGCCGGUGACAUGUGCAGCCGGACGGACGCGAUGGUUCUGGGCAGCUACUUCGCGCUGAUGCUGGCGUACAGCUGCGGGCUGCGGGUCCGAGCGGAGGUAAUCACUGAAGACAGCUACUUAAACACACUGCGGAGCACAGCCCCCCUAUCCUGCUCCGAGGGCUUCACUGAGCUUGGCUACUACAACGGCUCGGUGUCGCAGACGGACUCCGGGCUGCCCUGCCUGCGCUGGACCGAGUUCCCCGACUACGUGCAGCAGUACCCGGGCCGGGGGCUGGGCGACCACAGCUACUGCCGGAACCCGGACCGCGAAUCCAACCCCUGGUGUUUUUUCCGGCAGAGCUCGGGCGCCGUCGGCUGGGCUUACUGUGACUGCCACCAGGGUGCAGCCCGGCUGGUAGGCAGCUCCUCCCCCAGGAGUGGGCGUCUGGAGGUGUACCUGAAUGGCCAGUGGGGGGCCGUGUGUGACACCCACCUGACGGACCGCGACGCCAGCGUCAUCUGCAGCCAGCUGGGCUUGGGAGAUAUCGGCACGGCGCUCCAGCACUCCUAUUUCGGGCCUGGCACUGGUCUCUUCCACUAUGAGCGACUGGGCUGCCGUGGUAACGAGAACUCUCUGCUGGAGUGCCGGAGCAGGAAGUUUGUCACGGGAGACUGUAACCAUGGGAACGAGGCCAGCGUGGUGUGCGCCCCGCCUGAAGGUAACGGCGCCCCCCUGAGGCUGGUGGGAGGUCUGGAGGAGUUUGAGGGCCGCGUGGAGGUGUACUACAAUGGCAGGUGGGGCACCGUCUGCGAUGACAAGUGGGACGACGUCGACGCAGAGGUGGUGUGCAGGCAGCUGGGGCUGGGGGGCAUCCCGAAGGCCUGGUCCUGGGCCCACUUUGGCCAGGGUUCGGGCCCCAUCAUGCUGGAUGCGGUACAGUGCUCCGGGAACGAGCUUUCCCUGGAUGAGUGUGCCCAUGGCGGCUGGGAGCAGCACAACUGCGACCACAUGGAGGACGCUGGGGUGUCCUGCAGCCCCUACACCGAUGGGGUGGUGCGGCUGGUGGGGGCCGACAGCCCCUGGGAGGGCCGCCUUGAGGUGUUCCAUGCCGGCGACUGGGGCACCAUCUGCAGCCGCAACUGGACCGGCCUCCAGGCCCAGGUCGUGUGCCGGCAGCUGGGCUUCAGAGGGCGAGCUGAGGUGGCCCCAGAUGGCACAUUCGGCGAGGGUGCGGGCCUGAUCCUGCUGGACGGUGUGCGCUGUACGGGCACUGAGCUCUCCCUGCUGGACUGCGAGCAUGGUGUGUGGGGCCGGCACGACUGCAAGCACACCCAGGACGUGGGGGUGCACUGUGAAGACGGAGCGGAGACCAAUCAUAUCCCGGCUGGCCCACCAGUCUCAGGCCCUCUGAUCCGCCUGGUCGGCGGAAGGAGCCGGAAGGAGGGUCGUGUGGAGGUACUGGUGGACGGUCAGUGGGGCGUUGUGUGUGAAGACGGCUGGAACGAUCGCACCGCCCAGGUCAUCUGCCGGCAGCUGGGGUUCGGCGGCGUCUCCAAGGCCCGCCCUGGGGAGUACUUCAGAGAGGAGAGCAGGGCUGUGCGCUGGGGCCGCGUGCGCUGCUCGGGACGAGAGGCCGCGCUGGGGGACUGCCCCGUCAGAGGGCACGGUGUCCUCGACUGCAAGAGCGGUGGCCCAGGUGUGACCUGCGAUCACACACCAGGGACGGAGGACGUCGGUGCUGAGGAGGGCCGACAGUCAUGUGGCAUGAGGCCUCAGAUCCUACACCGUGGGAAGAGGACCGAGGCAGAGGAGGAAUCCCUGGAGUCACUGAGUGAGUCGUGGCCCUGGCAGGUCUCCCUCUGGCCGGUGUCCCAGCCCACAGGGGGCCACCCGCUCUGCAUCGCCACUCUCAUAGAUCCCUGCUGGGCUCUGACUGCAGCGCACUGUUUCAAGAGGUUUGGCAGGGAUCCCUCCAGCUACCUGAUGCAGCUGGGUGGCCUCGGUCCCAGGGCCCGCAGCCUGACCCCUGAGCGCAUCAUCAUCCACGAGAAGUACCGGAGCGCCCCCGCACAGGGCUGGGAGUAUGACAUCGCCCUCCUGAAGCUGCCGGGGGCGGAGGGCAGAUGCGUGACGUUCGACCUGCGCAGGAACGCGGCCUGCCUCCCCGCCACCUGGAUGGAGGCCAGGCACCAGCGGCCGGACGUCUGCAUCAUCACGGGCCGGCCUGCCUCAGACUCGGGACGCCCCAGCAGUGCCCUCCAGUCUUGGGCACCGCUCCUGCCAGCUUGGAAGUGCAAGGAUCGCUAUGGCGACCGUUACUCCAGCCGCAUGCUAUGUGUGGGCAGCCUGCCAGCCGGCCGGCGGGCGGAGGCAUGCCACGCCGACGACGGCGGACCCCUGGUGUGCCACGGCGAAGGCGGGCGCUGGAUUCUCACGGGGGUUGUCUCUUGGGGCCGCGGCUGCGCCGAUCCAGUCUUUCCGGGGGUGUACACACCUGUGGCCCGCUUCCUGCACUGGAUCGAGCAGGUCACAGGCCACCCUGCAGAGAUCUGAGUGUGGCAGGUGCUGGGUCAUGUGACUCUGUGGGACUCUGUGAUUGGGCAGAGGGCUGUAGGGAGGGGCUUGCGGGGCUGCUCUUAGCGUUUGCUCUCAGGCUUGGCCGCCUGGUCUCUACUGACCGGGCCAGACAAUCUCUAUCUCGCUAAUUCCAUCCCAUUGCAGGACAAAUCAAUUCGGCCGCAAAAACAGCCUGUAAUAUUAGUAUUGAUGUUGAGAAAUAAGCAUGAUUAGGCCUACAUGUCCCCAGGAGCAGAAGGUCACACAGCAGGUGGACGUAACAUGACACAGUGUCUAUGAACCUGUCAGCCAAAUGAUCUUUGCUUGGUUAUAACAGAUAAAAUAGUUUGCACUUGCUAACACAGGUCGGCAUUUAGUAAAACAGCAGAAUGAAAUGUCUGCCUCUCUACAUGAAUCUGCCAUCUGCCAGCUGAGAUCUGAUGCUUUGAUGGCUGCAGCAGAUACUUUAAUGGUGCCCCCCCCCCAGACGUCCCCAACUGAGGGCAGGUGGUACUGAGCCGUGGCCGUCCCUGUGAGGAAAAGCCAGUAACUGGUUUGGCGCGCUUGUAGAAACCUCUUCUCGUGUCUUGUGCAUGUGUUUUAUGACGUUUCUGCCUCGCCCCGGUUUCUCCCCGGUUGUGGGUGCCCCCCCCCCGACCUCCCCCACCUCCACGCCGUCUGCUUUUCAGGCACCUGGGAACUCACUCAGGCCUGAGAUCGAUAACGUCUGACGCCCGCCCCUUUAGAUUAUUCACUCAGGCCUACACGCGGAACAUUCCGGUUUAUUUUUGGGGAAGGUCCAAAAUCAAUAGUGGAGUCAAUUGUGAAUCACUACAAAGACGCAGAGUCUAUAAUAUGGGCUGCAAAGAUGGCGCCGGGGUGGAAUCCUCGCCCCAAACCCCCUUCAGUCCUUCUGACCUCUAACUAGGCGGCUGACAUUACAAUGUCCUAACCUUUCCCCCACCGGAGGACACGCCUCCACAUGGUCGGUCAUGUGACACACUCACAGCCAAUGGCCAGAGCUGAUCUUUUGAGACCUUCACUGCCCUUCCAAUGACCAGCUUGAGAGGAGUGCAGACCCCACCUCCCAGAGAAGGCAGACCACCUGGCGACAGCUCCGAGACACGCGUUCCUGCCCCUGUCCCCGAGAGACGCGUCCUGUGGGUCCUGGGCGUCGUGCAUCAGCGAGGGGGUCCUGCUUGUGGUACAGAAUUAGCCUAAAAGUCAGCAAUGGCCUGUGAGGGUUCAGGCUGAUUUUUUCUCGUCUAAAGCCAUUAAUCGUCUGAUUUUUCCAAAAAUAAAACCUUUGCUUGCACAAAAGUGUAUUAUAGAUAACCCACCUGAAUUAGCCAUUCAUUUAUCCAGUUCAAAUAGAGCUACAUUUGAGCUACAUCAGUUCUUAAAUCUAGGUGGUACUUUAUCUAAAACCAUCAGUGAGUGUACUCAUUUUCAAAUAGUUUUGUAACUGAUUUCCAUGUUUAAUUAACUUGCAUUUUCAUAGUUCAUAUUAAUGUUAUGUGGAAAGUGAUUCGUGCUUCACAACCAAACUGAUAAUAUCGUUAGAAUGCAAAGGCAGUUUAAUUGUUUUUUUUUCUACUUUCCUAGAAUAAUUAACACAUACAAAUGUGAACCCCCAGCAGGUGGCAGUAUAAUCUUUGUGUUUGACGGGAAAUUUACUGUCUAAUUUAGUGUAGACAGUUUAGUUUGAUUAAGUUUGUGCAUUAUAUUGUAUCAUCAUCCCAACAAAAGGUUUUAAAAUAGUACAAUGUUCAUGCUUAUCUUGUUGCCUGAGCAGAAAGAGUGUAAUCUAUACUACAGUCUAUAAUUACAAAUGGUAGACGACAGGACAGCGCUGUUUCUUAAAUGAUUUUGUUUAUACACUUUGCAGGUGUUGUGUCUUCUUACUUACUCUCCCUUUUCUAUUUAAUGUUAUAUAAUUUUGUGAUACGUGUUUUUCUGUCUGAUUAGAGAGCGGGUGUUUUGGGAAGGGCUUCUAUUUAUUUAGGAAUUACUACUUACUGGUGUAAAAGUAAUCACCUGUUGUUGUGUUUCUGGGGACGAGUGACAUCUUAUAUACCAGGAGCUGUAGGGCUGUUGCGAGCGGGGGGGGGGGAGCUAUGUUCAUACACUGAGAUUUGAACUAAGGAGGUCAGGAUUAUGGCUAAGGGUGCAGUACAGGGGCUCGAAGGAGGCUGGAUGGUGAUUAUCACCUUUAGGGUGAUACUGGGUGACAGGAAACACCUUUGCAGAAAGACCCAGGUCUCUCCUUACAUCUCUGGAACUUCAGAACGAGAUUUGCUCAUUGCUGCCUUGCUGUUGUCCUCUUGUUCCUGCUGUUGCUCAUGAGUCAUGCUGAAUGGGGAAUUCAGGAAACGGACGGCGCUUCGUGCCAGAAGAUUGUGAGCCGCUCUGCUCCUCUGCUUGCCAGAGCACCUGUUGGUCUCCCCAUGGAUCAUUAUUCUGACCCAUCUCCUCCAUCCUGAAACCUCUGGCUACACAGAACCUUCAACUCCUCCAAGAGAGACGCUUUGUUUGAGGGAGCCCCGAUGCCUGCUGCAUGCCAUGCGUAGUGCGCCCCCUACUGGCCUUCAUAGUCAUUGUGCUUGUGCUGCCAUUUGCCCCUCAGUGGCUUUGUACAAAUGCUUCUAGUGUCCCUUUGUGAGAGAAACUCUCAAUAAAGUUACUCCUGCUUGUCUUUGCAAA